UUCGGCCCAAACAUUUGUAUAAUUGGCUACCGUCGCAUUCUUCUUCCGAACCAUGGCAGAACCAUCCACCGCCGCCGCCACCACCACCGCGGUGGACCCUCAGCCGCCAGUUACCAAAAGAUGGGCUGACGAAGCGGACGAAGAAACCGAAGCCUCCUCCACCGCCACCGCCACUGAAGCAUCUUCCGUCAACCUCGAUUCAUUAAAAAUCGAAGACAACGAUAAGAACCCUCCCAAACUCUUGGAUGACCCCGACGAUUCUAGCAUCCAAAAGGUUACCUCUGGAGAAACGCCGUACACGUCGGCUGCGAAGUUCGAGGACUUAAACCUCUCGCCGGAGCUUCUGAAAGGGCUCUACGUGGAGAUGAAGUUCAAGAAGCCGAGCAAGAUCCAGGCGAUAAGUUUGCCGAUGAUCCUCAACCCGCCGCACCGCGACCUCAUCGCGCAGGCGCACAACGGGUCUGGGAAGACCACGUGCUUCGUGCUUGGGAUGCUCAGCCGCGUCGAUCCCAAGGUGCAGGCGCCGCAGGCUCUCUGUGUCUGCCCUACUCGGGAGUUGGCUAAUCAGAACAUCGAGGUUCUCCGCAAGAUGGGGAAGUACACCGGGAUUGCGUCGGAAUGCGCUGUGCCGACGGAUAGCAAUGCGCUCUCGAUCGCGAAAAGGGCGCCGAUUAUGGCGCAGGUGGUGAUCGGAACCCCUGGCACCAUCAAGAAGUGGAUGAGCUUCAAGAAACUUGGGGCCGCCAGGUUGAAGAUUCUUGUUUUUGACGAGGCAGAUCAAAUGCUUGCGGAGGAUGGAUUUAAAGAUGAUUCCCUGAGGAUAAUGAAAGAAAUAGAAAAAGUCAAUUCUAAUUGUCAGGUUCUUCUGUUUUCUGCUACAUUUAAUGACACCGUCAAGAAUUUCGUUUCAAGGACAGUCAAAGAGGAUCAUAAUAAACUUUUUGUAAAGAAAGAAGAACUAUCUUUAGAUGCAGUGAAGCAAUAUAAAGUCUACUGUUCUGAUGAACUUGCGAAGAUUGAAGUGAUAAAAGAUUACAUAUUUGAAAUAGGAGAGAAUGUGGGGCAAACCAUCAUAUUUGUGCGUACAAGAAAUAGUGCACAAAUGUUGCAUAAAUCACUUGUUGACAUGGGCUACGAGGUUACAUCUAUACAAGGUGCUCUUGGUCAUGACGAGAGAGAGAAAAUUGUUAAGGAGUUCAGAGAUGGUUUGACUCCAGUUCUUAUUUCAACUGAUCUUCUAGCUCGUGGCUUUGAUCAGCAAACAGUACUGGGUCUUACUUGGAUUCCUAACAAACACACUGCCAGCUAUACCCGUGAACCUGAGCCUGAUUGUGAAGUGUAUUUGCAUAGGGUUGGCAGAGCUGGGCGCUUUGGGCGCAAAGGGGCUGUAUUUAACCUGAUUUGUGAUCAAAAGGAUGAAAGGCUCAUGUCGAAGAUUGAGAAUCACUUCGGCACUCGUGUAGCUGAGGUGCGAGCACAAAGUGUUGAAGACUAUAAACGUGCUCUCAAGGAAGCCGGUUUACUGCAAUGAUGUGAAUCUGCAUAAGUCGAAGGCUGUCGAUAACUGUUGUGUUUCUCCUCAAUGUGCCUGGAUUCUGGCCAAGGAAUUCGAUCAUAACAAUGAAUGGUUUGAUUAUUCUGCAGGAGCACAUGCGGAUGAUGGUUAAGUUUUGGGGAUGGAGAGUUUUUGGUCGGUCUGUUUUCAAUACUGCUGCUGUCGUGCUUGAUUUUUUCCUGCAGUGUGUGUAAUUUAGAUUUUUUCUGGUCAAACAUAUUUUCUUGAGUCUGAAAUAUACCACUAUGAUUUUCA
Messenger RNA from Vigna umbellata (rice bean), 1810 nucleotides. The record is from RefSeq and is a predicted model, not a curated record. NCBI's taxonomy places the organism in Eukaryota, Viridiplantae, Streptophyta, Magnoliopsida, Fabales, Fabaceae.